This is a messenger RNA of Parastagonospora nodorum SN15, 474 nucleotides long. RefSeq lists its product as hypothetical. Gene Ontology annotation, biological process: transcription-coupled nucleotide-excision repair; DNA-templated transcription; transcription initiation at RNA polymerase II promoter. The record is from RefSeq and is a predicted model, not a curated record. Gene Ontology annotation, cellular component: RNA polymerase II, core complex. The transcript is spliced from 2 exons. Bases 1 to 474 code for a protein of 157 amino acids. NCBI's taxonomy places the organism in Eukaryota, Fungi, Ascomycota, Dothideomycetes, Pleosporales, Phaeosphaeriaceae. Gene Ontology annotation, molecular function: DNA-directed RNA polymerase activity.
AUGUCUUCACCAGCAGCAGAGAUGGGAGGGCCCACCAAGAAAGAGCCCAUCCUCUUCCGAUUCUGCUCAGAAUGCUCCAACCUUUUGUUCCCCCGCGAAGACAAGUCUGAGAACAAGCUCCUGUUCGCGUGUCGCACAUGCUCCUUCACCGAAGAGGCGCCCUCAUCCUGCGUCAUGCGCCACGACAUCUCCUCGACGGUCGGAGCUACGGCGGGUGUGACGGCCGAGGUGGCACAGGAUCCUACGGUUGGUCUCUCCAACUCCAUUUCGCAAGCCUCUGUUUCCGAGGAGCUGCCGUGCUGCACCAUGUGCGGCAUGGACAUUGUCUGCGUCGAGUGCGGCGAAGACUGGGCCCCAGGCUUUGUGCUGGAAGCCGAGGACGAGCAGCCCGCGGCAGGUCCUCAAGAAACAGAGUAUGAAGACUAUGAAGAUUACGAAGAUGACGAAGACAUGGACGACGAUGAUUCGUCAUGA